AUGUCUUUGCUGGAUGGACCAAGCGUACAGUUGGCCAUGCUAGGACUGGACUCUGCCGGUAAGACUACUGUUUUGUACCGGCUGAAAUUCGACCAGUAUACAAAUCCCGUGCCCACGAUAGGCUUCAACUACGAAAAAAUCCGCAUAAAAUGUGGCAAGGCGAAAGGAGCAACGUUCUGUAUUUGGGACGUGGGCGGCCGCGACAAGACGCGACCCUUGUGGAAGUCCUACACCAGGUCUGCCGAUGGAAUCGUGUUUGUUGUGGACAGCGUCAACCGCGAGAAACUGGAAGAAGCUCGGGUGGAACUUCUACGGCUGCUGCGUGGAGCCGAGGGCAGUAGUCUGCCAGUCUUACUAAUAGCAAACAAACAGGACCUCCCGGGUUCUAUCAGUCCCGAGGAAAUAGAGAAGUUCCUUGCGCUGAACGAAAUUUCUCCCGGUCUACUCUGGCACGUCCAACCGGCCUGUGCCGUCACGGGUGAGGGACUUGUCGAAGCCAUGGACGCCAUUGAAUUAUUUUUCUCAUCAUUGACUGGAUUGUUUCCUUUUCUUUUUCUUUUUUCUUCUCUUUGUUUUUCUUCUUCUCUUUGUCUUUCUUUUUCUUUCUUCUCCUUUUUUUUCUUUUCUUUCUUCUUUUUUUCUUUCUUAUCUUUUUCUCCUCUUCUUUGUUCUUUCUUUGUCCUUUCUUUUUUUGUUUUUUCUUCUCUUUCCUCUUUUUCUUUCUUGCUUCUCUUUUUCUGCCCUCUUCUUUCUCACCUUUUUUUUUUUUUUAAACAGCUAACAUUGUUUUGUAUAUCUGAACCACAAGUAGGUCUAACACACACAAGGCAUAUCUGGCAUUUUCAGCAAUUCUUCAAGUCUUUUUGCAAUGUUAUCUAUAUACAGAGCGAUUGA
Acanthosepion pharaonis is the source of this 894-nucleotide messenger RNA. NCBI's taxonomy places the organism in Eukaryota, Metazoa, Mollusca, Cephalopoda, Sepiida, Sepiidae. The record is from the annotation of a GenBank genome assembly.